This is a messenger RNA of Rhododendron vialii, 480 nucleotides long. RefSeq lists its product as uncharacterized. The record is from RefSeq and is a predicted model, not a curated record. Gene Ontology annotation, molecular function: nucleic acid binding. The transcript has 2 exons. The coding region runs from base 1 to 480 and encodes 159 amino acids. Gene Ontology annotation, biological process: DNA integration. Lineage: Eukaryota; Viridiplantae; Streptophyta; Magnoliopsida; Ericales; Ericaceae.
AUGCACAAGCUCUGUGUCAAUGGAGCUGAGGCCACAAGGGUAAUAGAGGAAGUUCAUGAGGGAAUCUGCGGUCCUCACAUGAGUGGUGUCAUGCUCGCUAGGAAGAUUUUACGGCAGGGGUUCAUUUUGGUGGUGAUAGAUUACUUUACCAAGUGGAUGGAAGUUGAGUCUUACAAGACUCUGACUGCGGUUCAAGUUGCUCAUUUUAUCAGAAAGAACGUUAUCUAUCGAUACAGUGUCCCACAAGCAUUUGUGUCAGAUAAUGGGACUCAUUUCAAAGGUAGGGUUUUGGAACUCUUCAAUGAAUUCAAGAUUCAGAUCCAUCAUUCAACAGUCUAUCGUCCACAAACGAAUGGAGCCGUCGAAGCAGCAAACAAGAAUGUCGAGACAAUUAUCAAAAAGUCUGCUGAAUCUACCAGGGAUUGGCACGAGCAACCACCGCUAGCGCUUUGGGGUAUCGAAUGUCAAUUCGAACAUUAA